Molecule: messenger RNA, 1975 nt
Organism: Pantherophis guttatus
Lineage: Eukaryota; Metazoa; Chordata; Lepidosauria; Squamata; Colubridae
Gene: PLA2G12B
Product: phospholipase A2 group XIIB
Biological process (GO): cholesterol homeostasis; phospholipid metabolic process; arachidonate secretion
Cellular component (GO): extracellular region
Molecular function (GO): calcium ion binding; A2-type glycerophospholipase activity
Source: RefSeq, a predicted model, not a curated record
AUACCUCCAGUCUUGUUAUCCCGAUCCCACUGGCACCGCUUCUGUUCCUGGAGUUUUCCUGGGACCAAUUUUGUUUUGUCCAACUUCAACAUGAAGCUGUUCAUCGGGGCACUGAUUCUGUGCUUAUCUCUGAGUCAAGGGAAAUGCACUGAAGAAACCAUGCAGGAUAACGUCAUCCCUCCUUCUCCAUUGCCGGAGGAAAGCUCCUAUUCCGACUGGGGAAUUGGGACCAUCCGAGAUAGCAUUGACGCUGUUAAUGGCUAUUUUGACUUUGUCUCAGAGCUGUUAGGAGGGAAGAAUGGAGUCUGUCAAUACAGGUGCAGAUAUGGUAAAGCACCAUUGCCUAGACCAAAUUAUAAAUCUCCAGAACCCAAUGGCUGUAGCUCCCAUUUCCUGGGUCUCAAGGUACCAGAAAGUCUUGACAUGGGCAUCCCAGCCAUGACUAAAUGCUGUAACCAGCUGGAUGCAUGUUAUGAUACCUGUGGGUCUAAUAAAUAUCGCUGCGAUGCCAAGUUUCGUUGGUGCCUGCAGUCCAUCUGCUCUGACCUUAAACGUAGCCUUGGUUUUGUCUCCAAGGUAGAAGCAUGUGAGUCAAUAGCCGAUACAAUAUUUCAAACAGUCCGGACUCUGGGUUGCCGUCCAUUCAUGAACAGCCAAAGAGGUGCCUGCAUCUGUAAUGAAGAAGAACGAGAUGAAUUGUGAAAAUGACCAUCAAGCUGUUUGGUAGUGUGACAACGGUGGCUUCUGGUGUCUUUUGUUUACAAGAGGCUUGAUCUUCUAUCUUCUGGAACAAGCACAAAUAUCUUAACUUUGGGGCUUGGGAAUCAAUCCCAAGCCUUGUGACCACCCAUGCAUUAAUUGUCAAGUGAGCAUGAUUGAGAAAGGAAUCCCAAAAAGCAAUGGAAAGGCUUAGUCUGAUACCCUCAUCUGUUCUAUCUAAUGACUUCUAUCUACUUCCCACAACAUCUGCUUGACUUAGAGAUGAUUCGUCAUGUAAGUAGAGCAGCUGAGAUGCACGUGAGCAAUCCAGGCAUCAAAGAAGAUCUAGAGCAGGGGUCGGCAACCUUAAACACUCAAAGAACCACAAAGGUCCUAACCAGAAGCCUCCGUUCAAUUCUGGAGCUGACCGGAAGUUCAGUUCCCCCACCAUAGAGUCUCCUCCUAACGCAGCAUCCUUUUUCCUCUACCUGUCCUAACCAAAAGCCCUAUCAAUUGUGGAGCCGACCAGCAACAGGGAGCCGCAGCAGAGGGAUGAAAGAGCCACAUGCGGCUCCAGAGCUGCAGGUUGCUGACCCCUGAUCUAGAGGCUGCAAGAUGAUAUUGACAAUAUACACCUUUGCAACCCACAUGUAUGUGAUCAGCCCAUGGCUUUCCUCACAUGCUGUCACUUUUGCUUUUCAAGUGAUACAAAGUCAUGGAAACCUUACAUUGUUGUAAAAAAAAAAAAGAAGAAGCUCAUCAAUAUUGACUGGAUUAACCCAUUAGAGAACUCCGUUUGCGUUGUGGGCAUCUGCUUGAAGACAAAUGAGAGAAAAACACCAAGAUCGGAAUAUGAAGUCACUGCACAAUGCUCAUUUUAUUUUCACUAGAUCAUCGUUCCAUUAAAAGAGUAAAAAACACGAAUCAUCUUAUAAUAAGAAAAAGGUAUAGAUGGUACAUGAUGGUAAGAAAAAUAUAAAAUGCAGAGCAUUUCAAACUUUUAUUAAAUAACAUACAUAGCUUAAAAUAAUGUCAGAGAUUGGAAGGAACUUACUUCUAUCUACAUAGAAUUAACUAGUAUUCUACAACUUAAAGUGACAUAACUAUAUAUCGUUCAUACACGUAAAACUCUUGGGGAUCUCCUGAUUCUUUUUCUAUACCCUCCUCUUUAAAAUUGAAGCAUUCUGGUAGAUUACCCAUUGCUCUCUAAAGAAAGAAAACUAUUUUUUUUCCUCUGAACACAGGCUAAUGGAAUUAAACCUCCUUCUGACUGAGA